GCUUUGGCGUGGGCGGGGCUUCCUCGAGUUCCGGAGUCGAGUCGCUCGCCUUGGCCGGAUCGGAGAUGCAGCCGCCGCCCCGAAAAGUGAAGCCGGCUCAGGAGGUGAAGCUUCGCUUCCUGGAGCAGCUGAGCAUCCUUCAGACCCGGCAGCAGAGGGAGGCAGAUUUACUGGAGGACAUCAGGUCCUACAGCAAGCAGAGGGCAGCCAUUGAACGGGAGUAUGGGCAGGCACUUCAGAAACUGGCUGGGCCAUUCCUGAAGAGGGAAGGGCACCGGAGUGGGGAGAUGGACAGCAGGAUGGUGUUUGGUGCCUGGCGCUGCCUGCUGGAUGCCACCGUGGCUGGGGGCCAAGCCCGGCUCCAGGCAUCUGACCGAUACCGUGACCUGGCAGGGGGCACAGGGCGGAGUGCCAAGGAGCAGGUACUUAGGAAGGGAGCAGAGAACCUCCAGAGGGCACAAGCUGAGGUGCUGCAGUCUGUCCGGGAGCUGAGUCGAAGUCGGAAGCUGUAUGGGCAGCGGGAACGUGUGUGGGCCUUGGCACAGGAGAAGGCGGCUGAUGUCCAGGCUAGACUGAACCGAAGUGACCAUGGGCUCUUCCACACUCGAACCAGUCUCCAGAAACUCAGCACCAAGUUGUCUGCCCAAUCAGCCCAGUACUCCCAGCAGCUGAGAGCAGCCCGCAACGAGUACCUGCUUAACCUGGUGGCCACCAAUGCCCACCUUGACCACUACUACCAGGAGGAAUUGCCAGCCCUGCUCAAGGCCCUGGUCACCGAGCUCUUGGAACACUUGAGGGACCCCCUGACCUUGCUAAGCCGCACUGAGCUGGAAGCUGCAGAGAUGGCCCUGGAGCAUGCCCGCCAUGGAGCACAGGCAACCUCCCAGGUAAGCUGGGAGCAAGAUUUGAAGCUUUUUCUUCAGGAGCCUGGAGUAUUUUCCCCCACACCACCUCAGGAGUUUCAGCCUGCAGGGACUGAUCAGGUGUGUGCCUUGGAACUGGAGGGGGACGCAGGAGGCAUGGCUGGGGACAGUAGCCUGGAGAAAGAGGUUCAGCGCUGGACGAGCCGAGCUGCCCGAGACUACAAGAUCCAGAACCAUGGGCAUCGGGUGCUGCAGCGGCUGGAGCAGAGGCGACAGCAGGCUCCAGAGCGGGAGGCUCCAGGCAUAGAACAGCGGCUGCAGGAAGUGAGGGAGAGCAUCCGGCGGGCACAGGUGAGCCAGGUGAAGGGGGCUGCUCGGCUGGCCCUGCUACAAGGAGCUGGCCUAGAUGUGCAGCGCUGGCUGAAACCAGCCAUGACCCAGGCCCAGGAUGAGGUGGAGCAGGAGCGACGGCUCAGUGAGGCCCGACUGUCCCAGAGGGACCUGUCUCCUACGGCUGAGGAUGCUGAGCUCUCGGACUUUGAGGAAUGUGAGGAGACAGGGGAGCUCUUUGAGGAGCCUGUCCCCACAGCCUUGGCCACUAGGCCCCUUCCCUGCCCUGCACAUGUGGUGUUUGGCUAUCAGGCAGGGCGUGAGGAUGAGCUGACCAUCACAGAGGGCGAGUGGCUGGAGGUCAUAGAAGAGGGAGAUGCUGAUGAAUGGGUCAAGGCUCGAAACCAGCACGGCGAGGUAGGCUUUGUCCCUGAGCGGUAUCUCAACUUCCCGGACCUCUCCUUCCCUGAGAGUGGCCAUGACAGCGACAACCCCUCAGGGGCAGAGCCCACAGCUUUCCUGGCCCGUGCCCUAUACAGCUACACGGGACAGAGUGCAGAGGAGCUGAGCUUCCCCGAGGGGGCACUUAUCCGCCUGCUGCCCAGGGCCCAGGAUGGAGUGGAUGACGGCUUCUGGAGGGGAGAAUUUGGGGGCCAUGUUGGGGUCUUCCCCUCCCUGCUAGUGGAGGAGCUUCUUGGCCCCCCAGGGCCCCAUGAACUCUCAGACCCUGAACAGAUGCUGCCAUCCCCUUCUCCUCCCAGCUUCUCACCUCCUGUGCCCACCUGUGCCUUGGAUGGAGCCCCUGCACCUGUGCUGCCUGUGGACCAAGACCUGGAAUGUCCUGGACCCCUGGACAUGAUGGCACCUCGACUCAGGCCGAUGCGUCCACCACCUCCCCCACCAGCUAAAGCCCCGGAUCCUGGCCACCCAGAUCCUCUCACCUGAAGCCAGGGGACUGCUGUCCCCCAGUGAUGCUGCUGUCCCUAUUUCCACGAUGUCAGAGACCACCCCCUCAAUGAUCUGAAGUGACCAAGCCAAAAGCUGGAGUCUCCCCCAUCUCUACUCUCACCUCCAGCAAUAGAAACUUUUCUUCUC
This is a messenger RNA of Neofelis nebulosa (Clouded leopard), 2288 nucleotides long. It is a transcript of the gene FCHSD1, whose product is annotated as FCH and double SH3 domains 1. The record is from RefSeq and is a predicted model, not a curated record. The transcript has 20 exons. Gene Ontology annotation, cellular component: neuromuscular junction; recycling endosome. Lineage: Eukaryota; Metazoa; Chordata; Mammalia; Carnivora; Felidae. Gene Ontology annotation, biological process: neuromuscular synaptic transmission; regulation of actin filament polymerization. Gene Ontology annotation, molecular function: protein binding. Bases 66 to 2138 code for a protein of 690 amino acids.